Molecule: messenger RNA, 3474 nt
Organism: Culex pipiens pallens (northern house mosquito)
Lineage: Eukaryota; Metazoa; Arthropoda; Insecta; Diptera; Culicidae
Gene: uex
Product: unextended protein
Exons: 2
Coding region: 351-3269 (972 amino acids)
Biological process (GO): transport; magnesium ion homeostasis
Cellular component (GO): plasma membrane
Molecular function (GO): transmembrane transporter activity
Source: RefSeq, a predicted model, not a curated record
UUGAAGUUGAAGAACCCCCGUCGUCACAUCCAAGAAAAUCACACAAUCAGGAACAGUCACGGAGAAAAAUCGGAUCGAAUCGGUUCGUAGUCGCGGUCGCGGGUCGCAGUCUUGUCCCCAAAAUCAUCUCCGAAAUCAGGUGCACGAUGCACGACGACGACCAGUAGCACACAACAUUCGAAAGCAGCAUCAGCCCAGGGCAGUGAGUCACUUUUCGAGAAGAACACAAAAAUUUUGUGAAGGAAAAAAAAAUAGUUGAAUUUCAAGAACCAUGCAAAGCAAAAAACAGUAACCACGAAGAGAGAAAAAGAAAAACUCACGCUAAAAUAUUUUUGAUUGUGUGUAAAAAUAUGCCGAAAGCUGGUCCCGGCGGUGGGGCUCCUAGAAUCUGCUACAGCAGCAGCAGCAACUUCCUGUUACGGCGUUCGUGGGUUCUGGUUCUGGUGCUGGUGGGGUCAUGUGCCCUCGGCGGUGUCGCAGGUUCCGUGAUAGUGCCGCGGAACGGUAACAGCGAUGGACAGCUUGGUUGGUUGGUCACGGCGGCGGCGGUGACGCAGGGGGAGUUGGUCCCGGGAGACCAGUUACGGGUUGUAAGGUGGGCGCGGAGCGCCGAAGAUUGCUUCCAGAAGCAAGAUGGAGAGGAUGAAGAUGUGGGAAGUGGCCGUAUCCUGGCACGAAACGAUACACACUUCCAAAUGGUGCUGAAGCUUAAUCAGCAGCAGCAGCAGCAAUGGCCGUCCAUUAACGAAGAGGGGUCAGGGGAGAUGGUCGGAGGAGCGUGUGCUGGACGAGGGGGAGAAGACAUUGAUUUGUUUUUCUUGUCGAUUUCGUCAGUCGCGCGAGCAAGCAAGGAGCUUCAACGAACGCAGCGUAGUACGGCGGCGGUAGGGGAGGGAGAGGCAGUCGUGGAGGCAGCUGUAGACAGUUCUACGCCGAACCUCGUAAUAUUUGGCCUUCGCGUGGAGCACGCCUCCAAAGAGCCGCGCGUCGAUGAGGACGGCGUACCGGCCGUGCUGAGUCACGCACCCGUGACGGUCCGGCUGUUCGGCGAGGGUCUCACCGAAUCCACCGUUGUCGUGUUCACUCAGGAGCACAACGUGUACGGCGGAUCGUGCCUCGUCCCCGUUACCAACAAGUUCCGCGUGCUCAAAGGUUCCGUCAGCGAGUACAGCGCCCUCGUUCAGGUCGAACUGCCAACCCUGGUCGAGCCCCUCGGCCAGUACUUUUACGUCUGUGCCAAGUACGAAACCCACGACACUGGCGAACAACUCGCCAAAUCCGUCGAACCCUUCACCCACCAGGGCUCCAAGGACUGGAUGCGACUCUCCAGCUACGAACCCGUCCUCCCGCUCUGGGUCUCCCUCAUCAUCAUCGGCACCUGCCUCAUGUUCUCCGCGCUCUUCUCCGGCCUCAACCUGGGCCUGAUGUCGCUCGACCGGACCGACCUCAAAAUCCUCUGCAACACCGGCACCGAGCAGGAGAAGCAGUACGCCCGUGCCAUCCAACCGGUGCGCGACCACGGAAACUUCCUCCUGUGCAGCAUCCUGCUCGGGAACGUCCUCGUCAACUCGACCUUCACCAUCCUGCUGGACAGUUUGACGUCCGGCCUCGUCGCCGUCAUCUGCUCCACAAUCGCGAUCGUCAUCUUUGGUGAAAUUACCCCGCAGGCCAUCUGCUCCCGGCACGGGUUGGCCGUCGGUGCCAAGACCAUCAUGAUCACGAAGGCGGUGAUGCUGAUAACGUUCCCGCUAUCUUAUCCGACGUCCAAAGUGCUGGACGUGCUGCUCGGCGAGGAGAUUGGCAACUUCUACAACCGCGAGCGGCUGAAGGAGCUCGUGAAAGUCACGACCGACAUCAACGAUCUGGACAAGGACGAGGUGAACGUUAUCUCGGGCGUGCUGGAGCUUCGCAAGAAGACGGUGGAGGACGUGAUGACGCGCAUCGAGGACGCGUUCAUGUUGGAUUUGGACGCGGUGCUGGAUUUCGAGACGAUUACGGAGAUUAUGAAGAGUGGCUUCUCGCGGAUUCCGGUGUACGAGAACGAGCGGAACAACAUCGUGACGUUGCUGUACAUUAAGGAUUUGGCGUUUGUCGAUCCGGACGAUAACACGCAGCUGAAGACGCUGUGUGAGUUCUACCAGAAUUCGUGCCAUUUCGUGUUCGAGGACGUGACGCUCGAUGUGAUGUUUAAGCAGUUUAAGGAAGGCCACAAGGGCCACAUGGCGUUCGUGCACCGGGUGAACAACGAAGGCGAGGGCGAUCCGUUCUACGAGACGAUCGGGCUGGUCACGCUGGAGGACGUGAUCGAGGAGCUGAUCCAGGCGGAGAUUAUGGACGAGACGGACGUGUUUACCGACAAUCGUAGAAAGGUGCGUCGCGAUCGUAACAAGCGCCAGGACUUUGCCGUGUUUUCCCAGGGUCGUGGCGACCCGAACUCGCAGCGUUUGCGCAUUUCUCCCCAGCUGACGCUGGCCACCUUCCAGUAUUUGAGCACCACCGUGGAGGCAUUUAAGUCGGACUCGGUGUCCGAGACGAUUCUGCGCCGGCUGCUCAACCAGGACAUUGUGCACCACGUGAAGCACAAGGGCAAGGAUCGGAACGACCCGUCGAUGUUCAUCAUCACGCGUGGCAAGCCGGUGGACUAUUUCGUACUUAUCCUCGAGGGACGCGUCGAGGUCACCGUCGGCAAGGAGAACCUCAUGUUCGACAGCGGUCCGUUCAGCUACUUUGGCACGCAAGCCCUCGUCCAGAACAUCUGCAUCGACGUCCCGGUGGACUCCCCGCAGCAGAUCAUGGGCUCGCUGCAGUCGCUCAACAUGGACGCCAUGCUGCGGCACACGUUCAUCCCGGAUUACACCGUGAAGGCCGUCACCGAGAUGGUCUACAUCCAGAUCAAGCGCAACCUGUACCUGGCGGCCAAACGUGCCACGCUGAUGGAACGCUCCCAGCGUCUCGGGACCGACAACUCCGGCCUGGAACCGAUCGACGACGAGGUGGAAAAACUGCUUCACUCGCUGGACGACGAGGACGAUCGCAGCGUGGGCGCCGACACCGCCAACCUGCAAACCCCCAAGGCCAGCAAACCCACGAGCAACGCGCCCUCGCCCACGUUGGCCAUGCUCGGGUCCACAGAUCACCACAACGGUCCGCUCGUCGUCGGCCACGGGUCCGCGCCACCUGCCACCACCAGCACGCGCAGCAACAGCCUGGCCCCGCAGCGUACCUUCGACGACUCGGACAAACCGUUGCUUACCCGGUCCAAAUCCUAGAUUUGUACCUUGUCGUUUGUACUUCACACACACCCUUAAAGUUGAACCAAGAAUAAUGUUUGUAGUCGUAGUCGUAGUCAAAGAGAAAACACUAUUAUUAUUGUCAAAUGAUCAAAUCAAAGCUAUUAUUACCGUUUAAGAAACAAGUUAUAAUCGUUUUUUAUUACUAUUAUUUUUUCCUAUUAAGAAAAACAAAAAAACAAAC